AUGUCAACAACCCUUAUCCCAAACUUUGAAUGCAUAACUAAUUCCCAGGAGUUUAACUACUGCUGCGAGUUAUGCGGGAUUGGCUUUGACACUCCUCUUCAGCUAAGAGAUCAUUUAAUUAAAGAUUUCGAGCUUGAUACAGAUUCGAUUUCCUUUUUGCAGUUUAGGUUAGGUUUAGGCUAUGAGACACACACUGUAGGAUCUCCCAAAUCAGCUGACUCGUGUUCCACGACCGAGUCAGAAUGUGACGAGGUUGAAUGCCCAACCUGUGGGAAAUUCUUCAAAGGCCAUAAAGGACUUCAACAACACAUAGGAAAAGCUCACUCUAGUAAAGAAAAAGGAGUAACCUGCAGCAUAUGCCACAAGACUUUCAAGCAUCAGCAUGCUUUGACUUUUCAUGAUCGUCAAGUUCACCAAAAGGCAACAAGAGUAACUUGUGGAAUAUGCGGCGCAUCUGUUUACAACAAAUAUAUGCUUAGCAAGCAUAUUAGUAAACAACACCCUGCAUAA
This is a messenger RNA of Blepharisma stoltei, 510 nucleotides long. The record is from the annotation of a GenBank genome assembly. NCBI's taxonomy places the organism in Eukaryota, Ciliophora, Heterotrichea, Heterotrichida, Blepharismidae.